AUGUACGAAGGGAUUGACAACCUGAAAUCCCUUUACGACCGUGCCGGGAAGACUUUCUCCGGCGGUCCUUCUGCGGCACAGGAUGUGCCGCGUCGUACUGCUCAACCAGACCCAGUACGUCGAUCAUCAGUUGGGAGCGGGGCUCCCAAGAAUCCCAGGACGGGGGAUAGCCGCGCCACCGGACGAGAUAACUUGUUCGACGUCCGUUCACGUCGCGGUGGUUCAACAGCUGCUCAACUAGAUAGCGAUGGCCACCGCGAGAGUCCUCUAAUGGAGGUGGAGGAGGAGGAAAGACGUUCUCCACACAAUCGUGGGUAUCCGUGUGUUCCCGAGAGCUUCUUUGAUCGCGUAACGCAAGGGUUACGCGACGAUCUCGAACAUGAGCGGAAUAGGCGUCUCCAACUGGCGGACACUGUCUUGAAGCAUCGAGCUGAGUUUGCCUUUGCUCAGCUUGAGAACGAGAGAUCUCUGACAUCUCAUCGUGAAGAGCUAAGGGUAGCUCGUGGGAUUGUUGAUCGGUCUCGGGAUGAGAUAGCUGCUCUUCAGACCCUUGUUGAUGCCCACCAUCGGGAGCACAAGGCUCUCUGCGAGAUGCUUGAGCGCAAGGGCGUUCUUCAUCGGAAGAAGCAGCGUACUGAUGGUACGGCUUAA
Peronospora matthiolae is the source of this 651-nucleotide messenger RNA. Lineage: Eukaryota; Oomycota; Peronosporomycetes; Peronosporales; Peronosporaceae. The record is from the annotation of a GenBank genome assembly.